UCAGUGUUGAAAAUGUCAGCCAACGUCAAGCAUCCCUGUUGCACCCCUUGURCCAACACAAAUAAUGCCGAAUUCCCAUCCUCCGAACCCGACCCAAAUUCCCAACCCCCAGUSCCCAAUCCUCUGAGYCCAGUUCCAUCACCUCCAGCCCCUUGUUACUUGCCGCAACCAGAGGAUGCCAUCCCUUCGAUUCAAGAAGCCCAAAUGGGACCCAUCGGACCAUGGGCCACUGGACGAGUCGACUGGAGUCCUUUGGCUGGACUUACAGGCACUAGACCCGUAGUUGAUAAGUACUCCAUUGCACGGUAUAGUGAAGGAGAGUGGAGAAAACACAACAAAGAUGUGUUGGAGAUGUCGGCCAAAGAGCAGCAUAAAAUGAAUUUGAUUGAUUGGAAUGGACGUCAGUGUCUUCAGCAAACUUCCGCAGAUGUUGAUAAGAACCAAGAAGACAACACUAAAAGAUUGCGUCAAAGAGAGCAAGAACUGUUUCGGUGGAAAUGCGAAUUGGAGGCUGAAAUUGAAGCAAUUUCGGAAGAAAUAACUCUGACUGAAGAGCAACGUUUUCGACUUAAACAAGCCUCGAGAGUACUUCAAAUGCCGGAAUCCAUUGCUGGUGAAUGUUUAGAGCGCCGAACCGGCCGUUUGGACACUGAAAUUGUCCGAGACGAAGUUGAAGUUGAACUCAUAAGAGAACUCGCCCUCACGGCGGAAAUUAGAGAAACUUUCACCAGAACUCUCAAAGACAUCGAAGCGCAACUUCUUGAAGACAAAACUGCAAAACAACGACUCGAGUAUGAUUGGAGUGACAAAACUGUGGCUCAUGAAAUCGAAGCUUUGAAUAUUUCGUUGACGAAUACUUCAAAUACGAUGCUAUUCAAACCCGGAGCGGUAAUUUUUCCGGAGGAUCAGUCGACGCCCGAAUAUUGGACACAUUUCACUGAAGAAACUUUGUCGGAAGCUAAGGCUACGAGACAGAGAUCGGAGGCGUUGAGGGCCACAUUGGACGCAAUUUUGACCAAUGCGGCGAGAGAUUUAAGGUCGCAAGCAGAUCGAGUGGAGUUGGCAUUGUCCAGGAGGGUUGCUUGUGUUGAAGAGAUUUUGCAAAAGUUGGAACACGAGUUGAAGAAAAUCUUAAAAGAUUUAGCUGACGUUGAAAUUCUCGUAAUCGAUCUUCAAACAGCAAUUAGACGAAUGGAUUUUCCAAUGAAAAAAGCUCAGACUCGCCUUGAUAACAGAUUAGGACGUCCUAGGGUGGAAAACUGUCGUGAUGCUCCGCAUAUCGGAAUUAUCGAAGAAGUAAAAUUUAUUAAAGAAAAUAURGCCGCUCUUCAAGCUCAAUUGAAGCAAGCUCAAGAAUCCCAAGCUCAUUUAAUUAAAGCUCGUAACGAUAUCGAACGAGAAAUAAUGUUAAAACGCAAGACUGUAGAGAUUGAUAAAGGAAGAACACAAUGGAUUCGGUCACAUUAUCCAUCGGCAACAGCACUGUCAGGGUAUUAAAUAAAAUUUACAAAAAGUU
This is a messenger RNA of Tribolium madens (black flour beetle), 1516 nucleotides long. Its product is annotated as tektin-4. Gene Ontology annotation, biological process: cilium assembly; cilium movement involved in cell motility. Gene Ontology annotation, cellular component: microtubule cytoskeleton; nucleus. The record is from RefSeq and is a predicted model, not a curated record. The coding region runs from base 13 to 1497 and encodes 494 amino acids. Lineage: Eukaryota; Metazoa; Arthropoda; Insecta; Coleoptera; Tenebrionidae. The transcript has 4 exons.